AUGGCAUACGAGUUUCCAAAAUGCAUACUUGAAGAAGGAUUUGAGACGCAGAUUGAUAAGAUUAACAACACGUGUAGACGUACAAUUCUGGAGGAAGUGAAGGGUGUUCUCAAGGAUGAGUAUGAGGAAGUUUUGAAAGACCCCGUCUUCGGUCCGAUUCUGGCAAUCAUAGACAACAAGCUCAUCUACUCAGGGAAGAUCAUUCACAGCUUCAUAUGCAAGCAGCUCAAGGUUUCCAAGCUUCACGAGUUGUGGUUUCUAUUUGCAAAGAGGCCUCUUAGGCUUUCUGCGCAAGAAUUUCAUGCUGUGACCAGAUUGAAGUUCAAAGAUGAACCGGACAUUGACUUCAAUGAUUGGAAGGAUGAUAAGGGGUUCUGGAGCAAUGUGCUGAGGAAAAGUAGAAAGGUCAACUUGUUCAUGAUACAGACGAAGCUUCUUAACGAAUGCAACCAGUGGACGUAUGUGGACAAGGUUAGGCUAGUGUAUAUGUGUAUCAUACAUGGAUUCCUCAUAGCUAAGGAUUCAAGAGAGUUUAUCCCUCAUGAAUACAUCCAUUUGGUGAUGGAUUUUGAGAAGAUGAGAAUGUAUAUGUGGGGUCUUCACGCGUAUGACGAGCUGAUUGCAUCAAUACUCAAAGCAAGGAGAGAUUUGCAUCUGAAGAACAGUUACGUGUUGGAUGGAUUCUCCUAUGCGUUUCAGAUAUGGGUUAUGGAGGCAAUCCCAGACAUUGGUAGUAUGGUGGGUAAAAAUAUCAAAAAGAUUAUGACCAAAUUGAUAUGUAGGAAUUGGAAAGGAAGUGGAAAAGUUUCGUACGCAGAUAUCAGCAGCCUAGAGUCCCACUUUAAUAAGGGAGAGUUGUUCUCAUUUAUAUCUGCUACUGGGAACAAUGAUGUGGUUGAUAGCAAUGAGUUCUAUAGGGAAGAUGAGAAGAAAGAUGAACGAAUUGGUCGUAUUGUUACUCUUCUCAAUGCCAAACAAGAUUGGACGGAAUUCGUAUGGGAAGUCGAGGCUUUGCCUCCAACUGAGGAGCUUUCUGAUUCAGAAGAGGAUGGAGAGAAUGUUGAAGUCAAAGAUGUCACAUAUACACAUGUAGAGGAACCGGCUGUUGUUGCAAGAAGGGGCAAGUGUAAGCUAAAUGAUCCCGGUGCCGAGGAUCGAAAGAAAGAACUGCUUUGUCAACGGGCGGCUGAACAUAACAGUGGUAUCUCCAGUGGAAUGAAGACUUUCAUUGAAGGUUUUUUCACCUCGUCUUUCAACUCUUUCAAGGAGGUGGUGCAGAAUGACAUCCAAGAGCGUUUUGAGAAGGUCCAGAAAGAGAUGGCUGAGUACAGCGCUAGGUCCAGAAAGAGAUGGCUGAGUUCAAGCAAGCGCUGUCACAGAUUAUGGGUCCUUCUGAUACAAUGGGAAAAGACAGCGCAUCUGAGAUUCCUUGUCCUUCAGCAACAAUGGGGAAGACCAAGACAAAUCAUCACAGAGUCUGUGUCCUGCAGCAACAAAUGA
This is a messenger RNA of Brassica oleracea var. oleracea, 1500 nucleotides long. RefSeq lists its product as uncharacterized. NCBI's taxonomy places the organism in Eukaryota, Viridiplantae, Streptophyta, Magnoliopsida, Brassicales, Brassicaceae. The record is from RefSeq and is a predicted model, not a curated record. The transcript has 2 exons. Bases 1 to 1500 code for a protein of 499 amino acids.